AUGCACCGUAUCGACGUAGAAGAAGUCGGGCUGAGCGUACACCCGAUCCCGUCUUCCGACGGCGUAAUCGUUCGAGUACAACCGCCGGCAAAGCCAAACGGGCCAAAACUUCGUCAUGUCCCGUGCGAUAUCGUGUUGGUUAUUGAUGUCUCGAGUAGUAUGGGUGCCCCGGCUCCCACCAAGAUGAACGGAGAAGACGGGAAACCCAGCUCUGAGCACUUCGGGUUGUCCGUCAUGGACCUCACGAAACAUGCCGCACGUACCAUCCUCUCAACCCUCGACGAAGGGGACAGACUCGGGAUCGUCACCUUCAGCACCAACGCGAGGAUCGUCCAGAAGCUACAGCCGAUGACAGAGAAGAACAAGGCGCUCGCCGAAUCUAGGAUCGAGGCGUUGGCCCCCGAUAUGAUGACCAACCUCUGGCACGGCAUCCAGUCGGGGCUCAGCCUCUUCCCCUCUCAGCAGAGCACGGAACGCGUGCCCGCCGUCAUGAUCCUAACAGACGGGCAGCCUAACCACAUCUUUGGGGCCCUCCCGACUACCCUCCACACAUUCGGCUUCGGCUACGACAUCAAGUCGGGAUUGCUGAAGUCCAUUGCCGAGGUCGGCAGGGGUAACUACGCCUUUAUCCCCGACGCCGGCAUGAUAGGAACGGUAUUUGUCCACGCGAUCGCGCAUCUCCAGUCCACAUACGCGACAAGAUGCACCCUCGAAAUCACGACCCCCAAGAGUGUGAACCUGAGGACGACGGCCGGCAAGACCAUCGAUAAACAAGUACGAGAGGAAGAGACGUGCAAUAAGAUCACCAUCGACCUCGGGAACCUUCAAUACGGCCAGUCUCGGGACAUAUAUCUCGAGAAUGUCAACGGCGAGGGCGGCAAGGCCUCAUUUGGGGCGCCUAGCGACGAGAAGCUUUUCAUCGACGCCAAGCUCGAGUAUUCGCGGGUAGGCGCCACGGAAUCGUGUGCCUUCGCCCAGCAAAAUCUCUUAGCGGGUGCCGACCUCCCCGCGGCCGAAAUCGCUUACCACCAGAGCCGAUCGAGGGUGUGCGAUUUCCUAUCCUCGCUAUUCCCGCUCCGGAAGGACGGGGAGUAUCAGACGCGGAAAGAAGCCGACCCGAGGCGCUACAAGGGCGACUUCGACCUCCUGCUAGCGAGUAUCCCGGCGAGGAACUUUGACGACGAGUACAACAAAUCCCUGAUGGAGGACCUAGUGGGCGAGUCCCCGUCCGGGCAGGUGAGCCUGGCGCUGUCGAACGGCGAAUACUUCAAGAAAUGGGGUUGCCAUUAUUUCUUCAGCCUGUGGAACGCGCACGCGAAACAACUGUGCAACUCCUUCAAGGACCCCGGCCCCUUGAUGUACAACCGGAACGAAUUCUUCGCGCAGUGCCGAGACGCGCUCGACCGGGCUUUCGACACCCUCCCGCCACCUACGCCGUCCUGCUCCAACUUCGCCACCACGGGCCUGAUCGACAUGACGCGGCUCAACCGCCGGUACGAGCCUUGCUUCGCGGCCUCGAGCACGGUCGCGAUGGACGACGGCGCCAGGAAACCCAUCCUGGAGGUCAAGCGGGGCUCGAGAGUGCUCACGCCGGCGGGGACCCGGGCGGUGGCGGCAGUGCUGUACACGCCUGUAAGCGAGAUCCCCAUGUGCCGGGUUGGCAGCCUUGUCGUCACGCCCUGGCACCCGGUCAGGGCCAGCUCUGGCGAAUGGUUCUUCCCGGCGCAACCGCCCUGUGUCUACGCGGAACCACAGGUGGUGCUAUACUCCGGGACCAUCGUUUCGGUGCUCCUGGAACCGGACGCGGACAGCGACGCUCACGCGAUACUGGUCGACGGGGUCUGGGGCGUGACGCUCGGGCAUGGACUGGUGCGGGACAGCGGGGAUGUACGCGCGCACCCGUUCUUGGGCGACUACCGAAAAGUGGUGAAGGCGAUGGCGAAGCUGCAGCCGAGAGAAGAAGACGGGGUCGCGAUCACGGGCGGGGUUCUGCGACGGGAUUCGGACGGUCUCGUUUGCGGGUUCCGGCCGCCCGACCGACCGUGUCUUCCUGGUGCGCGGGAGAAGAUGGUGGCAGGUUAA
Messenger RNA from Durotheca rogersii, 2082 nucleotides. Its product is annotated as hint-domain-containing protein. Bases 1 to 2082 code for a protein of 693 amino acids. The record is from RefSeq and is a predicted model, not a curated record. The transcript has 6 exons. Lineage: Eukaryota; Fungi; Ascomycota; Sordariomycetes; Xylariales; Xylariaceae.